Marchantia polymorpha subsp. ruderalis is the source of this 5440-nucleotide messenger RNA. Lineage: Eukaryota; Viridiplantae; Streptophyta; Marchantiopsida; Marchantiales; Marchantiaceae. The record is from the annotation of a GenBank genome assembly.
CUUGAUCGACUGCGCUCUCAGCACUUCGCACUUCGCAUUGUCGAACAUCGGAUUCGUCGAAUCCUGCGAUUCGAACGGAGUCGGUCUCGUGGAACCGAUAGUCAUGCUUCACAUGAAAGCCCGUCAUUUUCGCGCAUUUCUCUUACGGUAGUCAAUAUAAGGAGAUCGUAUCUCCGACUUCGAUAAGGGUCGAUUUCGCGGUCUGCGAUCUCUAGAGCCUCACCAGCAUCGCUGCCUGAGAGGUCCAUCGACACCCUGAUAUCGGGUGCACCUUCAGAAAACAGAUCAUUUCGACAAUCAGAGUUCUUUUCAAACGCAAUAUUUCAAUUCAAGGAAUCAGAUAUUGAUUUGUUGCCAAGAGUUCACCUCGUGCACAUUCUGUGCUUGACAUUCGUCAGGUUUUUGUGAAAGCUACAUACUUUUCGCUACUUGAGAGCGGUUGACUGUAUAUUUCGAAUCAUGAGGGCCGUAGUGGCCUGGACCGAUCAUGUGGUACAUGACAAACGACAUUCAUGCUGCAUGAUGCUCGGUCUUUGAAGUUUUUCCUCUCUACAUAGAACACGAGUUUCGAUUGAUUAUUAGAUAUGCACAUCACAGCCAGCCGUGAGGUAGCUCGUAAUGUCCGAUCUUAUGCUUGGAUUUGCUGCCGGAAAAAUAUGCGUAAGCUCGCAAGGAUGCUUUCUGGAUGUUAGUACACUGGAGAAAGGCUGGCCUCUGUUAUGUAGGCCCGUUUUAAGUACAGUUCUCCCCAGCAAAAUUGAUUGAAGAUUUUAGUACAUUUUAUUGAUUGUUCAAAGUAAACAGAUGUUAUUGAUAAUGGUACUCUUCUUGAGCGUUCGCCACUUGCCCCUUUAGUUCUUACGUCAUAAUUUCAGGCGAUCUCCUCUAAAACUUGAGACUCCUGCUCAAAAAAUCCAGGCCUGAGGCCUCCAAGACUCAAGGCUUGUUAGAUAAGCCGUUGACGGUUAACGGCGUCACACGCACUGGUGGGAGUGUUAGUCUAUUUCUUCCAAGAAUUGUCAUAUGACCUGAUUCAAGUUUUCUGAUCCUAUUUCUGAUUUCAUCUAUCAGCCAGAACACGACGGGAUCAAGAGCAUAUGUCACGCCUUAGCAUUCAGACCAGAUGGAACCCAACUUAUCGCAGCAGUUGGAAGUCGCGUGCUUAUGUAUGACGCAGCAGAUGGCGAUCUUUUGCAUUCUCUUAAAGGUCACAAAGACGCCGUGUAUUGUGUUGUUUAUUCCCGAGAUGGUAAACGAUUUGCUUCUGGAGGAGCUGACAGAACGAUCAUAAUUUGGACCCACAAGGCUGAGGGAAUCCUGAAAUAUAGUCAUGGAGAUUCAGUUCAGUGCUUAUCUUACAAUCCUGUUACACAACAGUUGGCAAGCGGCAGUGCAAGUGACUUCGGCAUAUGGUCACCAGAACAGAAAUCAGUUGCCAAGCACCGAGUGUCAUCGAAGGUGCUUUGUUGUGCAUGGACUGGCGAUGGGCAACAUCUUGCUCUGGGCAUGUAUAGUGGCCAGAUUUCCAUCUGCAAUAAGAGCGGUGUGGAGCAGUGUGCUGUAGAGCGUUCUGCUCCUGUUUGGACUCUGCAGUGGAACAUUACGCAAAAUAAGAGUUCCGGUUACCUGGCAGUUGGUUGCUGGGACGGGACCCUGUCAUUCUACGAUAUAUCAGGCAAGCAGAUCGGAAAGGAUAAAGACGUGGGAUUUGAUCCCUGCUGUCUUUCGUACCAUGAUGGAAAGUACGUAUGUGUUGGUGGAUCAGACAGAAAGGUUCUUCUCUAUUCAAAGGAAGGCGUUGAACUCACAACGAUCUGCGAGACCGCAGACUGGGUUUGGAGUGUCUGUUCUCGCCCCAAACAUGACUUCAUCGCAGUUGGGUGUAAUGAUGGGAGUAUCUCGAUGCUUCAAAUUCUUUUCUCCACGGUUCAUGGGCUUUACCAAGAGCGCUAUGCGUUUCGUGAUGCGAUGACAGAUGUUGUCAUACAGCACUUGAUAUCUGAUGAGAAGAUCCGUAUCAAGUGCUGGGACUACAUCAAGAAAAUUGCAGUUUAUCAGGAGCGUGUAGCAGUACAGCUUAGCAACCGUAUCAUUGUGUAUGAGCUAAGCAAAGAAAAGUCUCCAAAGUCUCAAUAUUGGUUGUGUGCCAAGAUCAACCAAGUUCUUGAGUGCAAUCUUUUGGUUCUUACAUCAAAUCAUAUCACAUUGUGCCAGGAGACAAAGUUGCAGCUUUAUACAUUGGAGGGAGUCAAAGAACGUGAGUGGCUUUUGGAAUCAACUAUCCGCUACAUUAAGGUAUGUGGAGGACCAAGUGGAGGUGAAGGUCUGUUAGUGGGGAUGAAAAAUGGUUUGAUAGUCAAGAUAUGGAUUAAUAGCAACUUUCCUGUUCGCCUUUACAAACACACAAGUGGCAUACGAUGCCUAGAUCUUUCCGCCAAGCGUACCUGUCUUGCUAUCGUGGAUGAGAGUGCAAGUGUCAUUGUUUACGAUCUUCAGACAAAAGAGGUGACUUUUGAUGAGAAGUUUGCAAGUUCUGUUGCUUGGAACACGGAAAUGGAGGCUAUGCUGUGCUACUCUGGAAGUGGGAAGUUGAACAUAAAAACUGCAGAUUUUCCCGUUCACAGACAAAAGUUACAGGGAUAUGUGGUCGGGUUCCAAGGAUCAAAAAUAUUUUGCCUUCAUCAUCUUGCAAUGCAGACAAUCGAAGUUCCUCAGUCCACAAGCAUGCGUCACUAUGUUCAGAAAAAACAAUACGAAGACGCCUACCGGGUGGCUUGUUUAGGUGUGACGGAGUUAGACUGGCGCAUGCUCGCCACGAAAGCUUUAAUUGGGCAAGCUUGGGAAGUCGCACGGGCAGGAUUCAUCCGUAUUCGGGACGUUCGUUUCUUGGAGCUCAUUCAUAAGCUUCAGAAACUGAAUCAGUCUCAGAUGCCGUGUCUUGACGCGAUUGUUCUUGCGUAUCAGGGUAAAUAUGACGAGGCAGCUAAAGCCUACGUGGAAGCUGGUCAGGUCGAAAGAGCCAUGGAGAUGUACUCAGAUCUGAGAAUGUUCGACAAGGCUAAGGCUCUUGCUGAAGAUAACGAACACAUUUCUGAAGUUGUAGGUAAAGCAAGUGUACAAGAAAUUAUUGAAAGGCAGGCUCAGUGGACAGAAGAGACUCAAGAUCAUGAAACUGCUGCGGACAUGUAUAUUGCUGCAGCGCAGCUUGAUAAGGCCUUAGCGAUUCUUGCGGAGCACGGUCCAGCCUCGAAGCUCAUUGAAGUGGCAAGAAGGCUGAAAAAGACUGACACCAAGGAGUUGAAGCUAUGUGCAUCUUUGAUGAGGAAGGGUGGACAAACUGCUCAUGCCCUUGAAACGUAUAUCAAACUUGGUGAUUUUAGGUCAAUCCUAUCUCUUCAUGUAGAGUUGGAGCAGUGGGACGAUGCCUUCGCCAUGGAGACCCUUCAUCCCGAGUUGCAGGGAAUGGUUUCUUUACCUUAUGCAGAGUGGUUGGUACAGAAUGAUCGUUUUGAAGAGGCUCGUGUAUCAUAUAGACAGGCAGAACGGCCUGACUUGUCCGAAGCACUCCUUAAGAAGCUGAUAGAAAACGCGGUGAAGGAGAGAAGGUUUAAGGCAGCUGCUCAUACCUGUUGGAGUCUAGCUGUUGAAAUCAUGGAAGGCGUUGUGAAGGGAGCAAGGGAUGAUCCAAGAGGGGGGCAAGGAAAGAGGAUUCUCGAUUCUUACGUGUUCAUUGAGCGUGCUGAAAUAUAUUACGCUUACUCCUUCAUACAUCAGUUCAGAUCUGAUCCCUUUCGCACCUCUACUCCGGAAAGUCUUUUCCACAUUGCGAGGUUCCUUGUUGCCAGGAUCAGGACACAACCGCCAGACGGUGUAUCCCUUGUAAACAUACUUAUGACUCUUGCCAAGCAAGCAGAAGAGCUGGGAUGUUACAAAGUCGCCCGGCACGCGUAUGGACUGCUCCAAGGGUAUCGCAUCCCGACCACCUGGGUGAAAAAGGUCGAAAUUGCCACCAUGAGAGCACGUGGACGUGCAGGAAGCCAGCAUGACGGACACCUCAGUAUGGACAAUCCUUUCUGUUACUGCUGUUCGUCUCCAUUUCCCUUGACAUCUUCGGCGAGCGAGGACGCUUGCAAUAUUUGUUCCCAGCCUGUAUUCCGAUCAUUUCUCACGUUUGAACAACUUCCGGUGGUGGAAUUCGUCCUAGAGGACGGCAUAUCCCACGAGGAAGCUUUACAACUGCUAGCCGCAAAGCAGACAACUAGGCACACAAGUUUUGAUGGCUUCGAAGGACAACCUACAUUCGUCCCUGGAGCAACAAAGAAGACAGUUUUUGGUGAUAUGGCCGAAAUGGCUACCUUGCUGGGACAGGGAUUGAUGCGGAUCAGCAAAGCUACUCUGAGCAAAAUACCCAAGUCUCAGGUUAUCGUUCAGAAGUUUAAUCUUGGCCUUCCCCAACCAAGGUACUUUCUCGUUGUAGACAGCGAGUAUAACGUUACCCAGUGUCCGUCUUGCAGCCAUUUUUUUGAAGAAGAGGAAUGGGACCUCUUCCAUCUCCAAGAGGAGGUUUGUCCAUUUUGUCAAGGGUCCCCUGCAGCUCCAUGUGCUGCCGAGCUGGCCGGAGCCAUCUAUUCCAACGAAUCCACAUUGAGCAGAACAGUCCAUUCGCAUGACAGCGCAUCAAAUGAUACGACAAGGUCAAAGACUGAUCCUCAAGACGAAGGAUGGAAUACACCCAGUACAUGUACCAGUGUGAGGGCCCAAUCUGGCUCUUGCAUGCCUGCUGCUGGGAACGGGAACUCUGUACCAUCAAAAAAUUGUGACGCAAUUGGAAAGAGAUUGGCGAAUAAAAAAUCUCAGCUGAAGUCCACGAAUGGAGACUUGAGUGGAGGGCCUCCGAAGCAAACUGAUGAUGCAAGCACCCUCCACACACGCCUGACCAAAACGACUGUUGCGAAAAGCAGUAAUCACCACAGUCCAGGUGUGCAUGAGGUGCAAGAGGAAGAGCAAUUACUCCGGCGUCUUGGUAAACACUAAGGCCGCCGGGCGACAUCGGCAUUGGAUGAGCCAAAACAGCUGAAAUGAAAGGUUGAAUGUAUAUUGCCAACACACAAUGGACUCAUGGACAAGUGCAUGAGUUCAGACACCGGUGUAACAAGUGAAGUAGAAAGCUGAAACAAUAUCACAAAAAAGCACCAUCGGAUCAUCAGACUGUCACGUCCCCGUCAGUAUACAUCAAUGUGGCGUUACUUAUAUUCGAGUAGCCCAGACGGACGGACUGAGCCAUUUUGAUAGACUAAGCUAGACGAGGAAUGCUCCUUGCUCACAAAGAGAAACCCAUCAGUUGUAGAUUCAGUCAUCGACACUGUAAUGAGUACAGACCUUCAAAAAUUGGUACGGGACUUACAGGACACUAUCUUCUAAUAAAGUCAUGUUCCUGCGU